AAUGAAACAAUGUAUUGUGGGAGUGUAGUUUGAAGCAUCUGUAAACUGAGUUGGUGACAUCGCGAACGAGACUUCAAUGACCAGAAACGUCCUCUUCUUUGCUGAAGCUGUACGGCUUGUUCGUGAGAGUCGCGCUGAACUAGCAGUUGUGAAAAUUCCCUGAUCUUUUAAUGAUCUGGAUAUAUUUUGGUUAGUUGUUUGUAAAUCAAAAUUAUUUGAAGAUCGAAUAAUCUGCUCAGCGCCCUGUUUUUGUCCUCUCGUCAACCAGCACUGUCUUGUAAUGUUUACUUCUUUCGUGCUUCGGCGUGUCCUCUUGUGCGCUUGUGUAGCGGACUGAUGUAGUGUCUAAUGUUAGCUAAAAUAUUUUACACAAACAAUACAUAGGUUGGCUAGCUUUAUUCAUACGAUUUAUACACACGAAGCAUGUCCAUCGUGCACAAUCGAUGUAAAUAAUCGAUGUGAAUACUCCCAGGUAGUUACUGUUAUAGUCGAGAACGAAGUGCGAGCAAGAUCCUCGUUCAUGAUGGCGAUGUUUCGCAGUUUUGUGUCGGCUACUCAUCAGCUCAGGCAGCACCAACAAAACGGGGCAGCUACGGCUGCCACUGGCGAGAGCCUCGAGAGCCAGUUCUCCUGCCCAAUUUGCCUGGAGGUGUAUCAUAAACCUGUCACCAUUGGAAGCUGUGCCCACACGUUCUGUGGGGAGUGUCUGCAGCCCUGUCUCCAGGUCACCUCUCCCCUCUGCCCUCUGUGCCGCAUGCCUUUUGACCCAAAGAAGGUGGACAAGUCCUCCAGUGUGGAGAAACAGCUGUCCAACUACAAGGCCCCCUGUCGGGGCUGCAGUAAGAAGGUGUCUCUGGUCAAAAUGAGGUCACACAUCUCCUCUUGCGCGAAGGUCCAGGAGCAGAUGGCCAACUGCCCAAAGUUUGUGCCUGUGGUCCCCACUUCACAGCCCAUUCCCAGCAAUGUUCCAAACCGCUCCACCUUUUCAUGCCCGUUCUGUGGAGCCCGCAAUCUGGAUCAACAGGAGCUGGUCAAACACUGUAUGGAGAACCACCGCAAUGAUCCCAACAAAGUGGUGUGUCCUGUAUGUUCAGCCAUGCCUUGGGGGGACCCCAGCUACAAGAGCUCCAACUUCCUCCAGCACCUCCUCCACCGGCACAAGUUCUCCUACGACACGUUUGUGGACUACAGCAUUGACGAGGAGUCAUCACUGCAGGCAGCCAUGGCCCUGUCCUGUCAAAUCAAAUGUUAAAGUGAGUGACCGUCUGACUCUGUCUUUGCAGGACUACAGUAUCGAUGAAGAGGCGGCACUACAGGCAGCCCUGGCUCUCUCCAUGGCAGAGAACUGAGAGUCCUCUGAGUCCCCCAUUCUGCUGUCUGGGGACGCACUUUCUUCCUGACACCCCACUAGCUCUCUUUCUUUCUCUGGAUCCACCCCAUAUCCAGCCCCCUCCACUGUCUCCUCACAGGGAGAGUUUGGAAGGACUUGGCCUCGACUCCCACUCUGGGAGAGCUACAGAGGGCUUAUCUCCUAACCCUGUCCCUCUUCCUGGCCCUUCAUCCACUCUGCUCGCCUGCUUAACCCGUCAAUGCCCAUUACCAUUACAUCAUAUCCUCUCAGCCAGCAGCAGCCUCUUUACUUCCUGUAUACUGGGGAGGAAGGGAGCUUAGCCUCCCAAUAAAUGUUGCAAUUCAAAACCAUUGCAAUGCAAAACAAUGAGUGCAGCAUGGACAUUGUUGUUAUUCUGCAGAAAGUAUGAAGGUUCCCAAAAAUAAUGAUUUAAGGUAUUUUCUUUUACUCUUUAUUUUUCAGUUCAAAUUAAAUGUUUUCAAACUCCAGGAAAAAGCCAUCUCAUGACACACGUUCUGGUCAAAGUACCACAGAUUAGUUCUGUUGAAGUUUAUUUUCAAGUGCAUCAUUUGAUGGCUUUUUAAUUAAGAGGGACUACAGUUGAAUGGCUUGACCUCAUUCUCAGGUUGAUAAUCGUACCACUAGGUGACAGUCUAGACAUGACCAGUUAAACACAGAGAGUGACCUCAUUCUCAGGUUGAUAAUCUUACCACUAGGUGACAGUCUAGACAUGACCAGUUAAACACAGAGAGUGACCUCAUUCUCAGGUUGAUAAUCUUACCACUAGGUGACAGUCUAGACAUGACCAGUUAAACACAGAGAGUGACCUCAUUCUCAGGUUGAUAAUCUUACCACUAGGUGACAGUCUAGACAUGACCAGUUAAACACAGAGAGUGACCUCAUUCUCAGGUUGAUAAUCUUAUCACUAGGUGACAGUCUAGACAUGACCAGUUAAACACAGAGAGUGAGGUCAUUCUCAGGUUGAUAAUCUUACCACUAGGUGACAGUCUAGACAUGACCAGUUAAACACAGAGAGUGACCUCAUUCUCAGGUUGAUAAUCUUACCACUAGGUGACAGUCUAGACAUGACCAGUUAAACACAGAGAGUGACCUCAUUCUCAGGUUGAUAAUCUUACCACUAGGUGACAGUCUAGACAUGACCAGUUAAACACAGAGAGUGACCUCAUUCUCAGGUUGAUAAUCUUACCACUAGGUGACAGUCUAGACAUGACCAGUUAAACACAGAGAGUGACCUCAUUCUCAGGUUGAUAAUCUUAUCACUAGGUGACAGUCUAGACAUGACCAGUUAAACACAGAGAGUGAGGUCAUUCUCAGGUUGAUAAUCUUACCACUAGGUGACAGUCUAGACAUGACCAGUUAAACACAGAGAGUGACCUCAUUCUCAGGUUGAUAAUCUUACCACUAGGUGACAGUCUAGACAUGACCAGUUAAACACAGAGAGUGACCUCAUUCUCAGGUUGAUAAUCUUACCACUAGGUGACAGUCUAGACAUGACCAGUUAAACACAGAGAGUGACCUCAUUCUCAGGUUGAUAAUCUUACCACUAGGUGACAGUCUAGACAUGACCAGUUAAACACAGAGAGUGACCUCAUUCUCAGGUUGAUAAUCUUAUCACUAGGUGACAGUCUAGACAUGACCAGUUAAACACAGAGAGUGAGGUCAUUCUCAGGUUGAUAAUCUUACCACUAGGUGACAGUCUAGACAUGACCAGUUAAACACAGAGAGUGACCUCAUUCUCAGGUUGAUAAUCUUAUCACUAGGUGACAGUCUAGACAUGACCAGUUAAACACAGAGAGUGACCUCAUUCUCAGGUUGAUAAUCUUACCACUAGGUGACAGUCUAGACAUGACCAGUUAAACACAGAGAGUGACCUCAUUCUCAGGUUGAUAAUCUUACCACUAGGUGACAGUCUAGACAUGACCAGUUAAACACAGAGAGUGACCUCAUUCUCAGGUUGAUAAUCUUACCACUAGGUGACAGUCUAGACAUGACCAGUUAAACACAGAGAGUGACCUCAUUCUCAGGUUGAUAAUCUUACCACUAGGUGACAGUCUAGACAUGACCAGUUAAACACAGAGAGUGAGGUCAUUCUCAGUGUGAUAAUCUUACCACUAGGUGACAGUCUAGACAUGACCAGUUAAACACAGAGAGUGAGGUCAUUCUCAGUGUGAUAAUCUUACCACUAGGUGACAGUCUAGACAUGACCAGUUAAACACAGAGAGUGAGGUCAUUCUCAGUGUGAUAAUCUUACCACUUGGUGACAGUCUAGACAUGACCAGUUAAACACAGAGAGUGAGGUCAUUCUUACAUCCCCAUCACGACAACAACACACUAACAUUUGCAACGCGAACCAAAACAAACUAUCAAACUAUCCCCUUUUGUAUUCAGAGUUCUUGUGAAUACUUGCACUUGUCACAUUUUUCUACAUAAUUGAACUAUAGAUUGUUCUCAUUUCACAGAUCAGAAACAUAAUUAUAGUACUGCAUUUAUUCUUCACUCUGCUGUUACUCUGCUGAUUAUUUUUAUGAAGCACCAGACAAGAUAAAAUAUAUUUUUGGAAAAUGUUUCCGUUUUAAAUGGUGUACUAAACAUGUUUAUUGGCGAUGUGUUUGUUGUUUUACCACCUUGUUAAAAGUACCCAUUGGUACUGUACUGCUGGCAUCAAACAGUUGCUUGCAGGAUUUUCGGGCCUAUGUGUAAUACACUGUCUCGAACACAAGAGGGCACCCCAGUCUCAAAAUAGACCGGGCACAAGUCAAUAGUAAUUUAAGUCUGUUACUCCGUCAGUUUAUACCCAUGCACAGUAUUCUGUUUGGUUUAGUGCCCACUAGGAGAAGUACAAGAAGUGAAAUAUUAUGACGUGAGUAUUGUUGGAUAAGUUUAUCCUUGUGGUGGAAUUGGUUGCUGCAACAUAAGUGUCCAGUUUUAUGUUAAUUAUUGUCUUGAACACCAAUGUUGGUCUGAUUAGUAAAAUGCAAAUGUAAAAGUGUACAUUGCUACUCUACAGAAUCAGUGCAAUAUUCCUAGGCCAUUUACCUUCCAGGAUCCACACUGCUCCUGUCUCAGUGGGGUCUCCCCAAAACCUGUUGGUCCGAGCUGUGAAAAUCAGUUUGAAUAUACCAUGCACAUUCCAGUCCUGUUACAAUCAUUAUGUUCCAAUGGUUUGUUAAAGACAUCCCCUUUCUGAUAGCACAGUAAUUAUUAAAGUUGGAUUUAAACAAAACUGUGCAGAACAGCUGCAUAUUCAAUCAUAUGAUAACAAUGUCUUUAAAGACACUUUGCUUCAAAGGGAUACAAUUAUAAAAGUAUGUUGCCCCAAAGUAGAUGUUUAAAUUAUAAGCCAUGUUUGAGUAGUAGUGUACCCGUUGAGCUAGCAUUGAUCUGUGGAGAUUUAAGAUGAUGUUUUGGUUCACUCUGAUGGAUGCCUUAUAGGAAACUGGUUAGAUUGUAUAGCGCGCAAUGGAGGAAGAUAUUAUGUAUUGUGAUUAUUUGUUACUAGACUGACUAGUAGAAGUAUAAUGGUCUGUCCAUUUGUGUUUUUCCUUGUUUCUGAGGAGAACUGUACAUACGGUAGAGAAUGCAACAUUUAGGUUUAGGUCCCUGUGGUAACUAUGAAUGAGAAUGUAUUCGUUUUUUCAUAAGUUAUAUAUUUUCCACGGGAAUGCAUUGAAAUAUUGCACUUUCAUUUAAAAAUAGGCCAGAAUUAUUUUUAUUUUUUUUCCCCCAAUAUUUACAUUUCAUGAUGGAUGAUAAUGUAAGUUGUGGCUGUUUUUGUGUAAGAGCAGAGGGAAUGUUAAGUAUUAUCUCAGUCAUAACAUGGUGAUGUUUUGAUGUACUGGGAUGGUACAGACAAUUUGUCUGCCGUUAAUAUUCUAUAGAUGGGUAUAUAUUGCAAAACCCAACUGAGAAAACCAUCCCAGAUGUACAAAAGUGUGGCAAACAAAAUUUGACUCAGCUUAGUCAAAGCGUUCCUGGAGAUAAUGCAUCCUCAUUUGAUAGACAUCGACAUGUUAUAUUUUCGGUGUUUAAAUGUAUUGUACUGGUUGGUGGCACAGUAUUGACAGCUGUAGCCAUUAGAGAGAAACUGUCAUCACCAUGAGAAGUCCUGAGUUUCUUCUGGGGCAGCAAGGAAUUGUUACGCAUCUUUAAUUUAAUAAUUUACUCAACCUUUUUUACUACCUAAUGAUGCUCUUUUAUAAAUGUUUGUAAGGUAAAUGGUAUUGUUUGUUUAGAUCAGCGUUCAUGUGCACAGCUGUAGCCUAAUGUAGAUUUUCUAUGGAGUAUACCUGAAAUGUAUACUUUUCACUCUUUGUGUACUGUUGCAUCCAUGCAUAAUGCCACUGUACUGUGCAUCAUCAUCCCAAGAUGUCCUACUUGUGGUCAGAACUUUCCCAACCUCUGUAAAAUAAACUCAAUGUUGCAGGUCACACACUGAUAGACCACCUGCAACAAAGACAUACACCAAAAACAGGGACAGGAAAAAAAAGGAAACAAUUUUGUAUGAGCUUUGUUAGGUCAUUUUUGUCAAGAGGUCCUUACUGACACUGUCUGUUCUGAACUUGGUAAGGCUGACAGGAAAUAUACCUCCAUAAAGACUGGUAUCACAGCAAUCAGAGAAGACAGAGCCUGUGUCUCUGACUGUGUCCCCCAGGACUUGGCUGCUCUGGGAGUGUCAUGUAAUGUCACUCAGUCUAGACCCAGGCUGAUGUUGUCCUCCCCAGGGGGUCUGAGCUGAUUUGAACCAGGAAGUUUCCUUCAGGGUCACUGUACCCUAGAUACCCACCAUGGGGCUUUGGCCCUACUGUCAGGGCCUGUGUGUGUUAAAUGUGAUUUUAUGCAUUCUUGAAAAAUAGUAAUAAUACCAGUAAUAACAAUGGUUGAUUGUUAGCAUCAUCAUGUGGAUAUUUAAGUUAUAACACUGUUUGAACUUUAAGAUAUUGUAUUUGUAGCAGAUUUUUUCCCGCCUCAAUAAAAACACUGACCCAUCCCA
This is a messenger RNA of Oncorhynchus kisutch (coho salmon), 6362 nucleotides long. Its product is annotated as E3 ubiquitin-protein ligase RNF166. Gene Ontology annotation, molecular function: ubiquitin protein ligase activity. Lineage: Eukaryota; Metazoa; Chordata; Actinopteri; Salmoniformes; Salmonidae. Gene Ontology annotation, biological process: ubiquitin-dependent protein catabolic process; protein polyubiquitination. The transcript is spliced from 6 exons. The coding region runs from base 521 to 1252 and encodes 243 amino acids. The record is from RefSeq and is a predicted model, not a curated record.